Molecule: messenger RNA, 708 nt
Organism: Cricetulus griseus (Chinese hamster)
Lineage: Eukaryota; Metazoa; Chordata; Mammalia; Rodentia; Cricetidae
Source: RefSeq, a predicted model, not a curated record
AUGGCCUCCCAGGGAUUUGAUAAUACAGGACUGGGGACCUCAGAAGGUGGAACCUCACCAGGUAGUCAUGAACGAGAGGAUACUGAUGGUUCUGUUUAUCAGCUCUUGGACGGACCAAGUGAUGUUCAAAGAGGAGUACUGCAAGCCCUCGGGGCCACCCAGAUCCUGAAUGGAAUAGUGAUUCUGGCCCUGGGUGUAUUUUUGGGUUCUUUACAGUAUUUGUCUCACCAGUUCAGGCAUGUCUUCUUCUUCACCUUCUACACAGGCUAUCCAUUCUGGGGUGCUGUGUUUUUUAUCAGUUCCGGAUCCUUGACUGUUGCAGCAGGGAGAAAGCCCACAAGAAGCCUGAUGGAGAACAGUUUUGGGAUGAACAUUGCCAGUGCAACAGUUGCCUUUGUUGGGACUGUUUUCCUUUCUGUACAUUUGGCACUCAAUACUGAGGAGUUCAAGAGUUGCCAGUCUUCCCGCUCUCCUGACUUAUGCAUUUGCCUGGGUUCUUCAUCAAAUGGCCUGGUAUCUCUAAUGCUGAUCCUCACCCUGCUGGAGUUGGCAGUGACCAUUUCCGUCUCAGUCAUGUGGUGUCUAGGAAACAUUAGUGGCUCGAGAAAGGCAAUUUCUUCACCUUCUAAGUCUGCAGAAUCUGGAAUACCCCCUGAUGGAAGUGAUUCUGAGAACCCAAACACUCAGCUUCAAGUCACCACAGAGUGA